Molecule: messenger RNA, 427 nt
Organism: Cyprinus carpio (common carp)
Lineage: Eukaryota; Metazoa; Chordata; Actinopteri; Cypriniformes; Cyprinidae
Product: COP9 signalosome complex subunit 9
Biological process (GO): negative regulation of protein neddylation
Source: RefSeq, a predicted model, not a curated record
UCAUUCACGAAUCGGACUUCGCGAAUCGACACAGCACCGGAAACAGAGGGAAGCGUCUGUUUUGGUGAACGUGACAGUGAGCGGAAAAAUACAUAAUUUUAACAUUUAUUUACCGCUGACUUUUAAGUACUCGCGCUGAAGUUAUGAAGCCAGCAGUGGAUGAAAUGUUUCCCGAGGGAGCUGGUCCGUAUGUGGACCUGGAUGAGGCAGGGGGCAGCACUGGACUUCUGAUGGAUCUGGCCGCCAAUGAGAAGGCCGUACAUUCAGACUUUUUCAACGAUUUUGAAGACCUGUUUGAUGAUGAUGAUAUUCAGUGAUGAAGAGGACAGAUGGGAUUUCUCCAUUGUAUAAAAUGUUGUACAUUUAAGUGUUUUUCUUUAUUCACUUUCAACUCUCAGUUGAAUAAUAAACUUUUGUGCAAUACAAA